CAGGAUUCCAGUACAAAAAUCCGGUAUGGACCAAUGAGAAGGCCCUGCAGGGAAGGCGCAGCAAUUGAUUUUUAUCGUGGGGCUUGCUGGGUUGCCAUCCGCAGGGCCCCCAUCCAACGCCUAAUUGGGGCUCCGAAUGCUUCGCUUUAGAAUUGGAUGCAUCGAACAAGUGAAACUCUUUAUCUAAUUCCAGCUCGGAAAUGAGCUGAUGAUGAUGAUGAUGAUGAUGAUGAUGAUGAUGUGAUUUAGGAAGAUUUAAGGGUUGUUUUCAAUGCAAAGCCUCCAUUAGCGGCUGAAGGCGAGUUGCGGUUCGGAACUGGUAAAAAAAUUGAUGUCGCAGGAGAAUUGCAACCCUCACAGCGGCAACGUGGCGAAGAGUCCAUCGGAGGCAGACCUCGGCGUAGUCCUCGUCUGCAAAAAGGCCCCAAUUAAAAGCAAGUCGUAGCUUUCACAGUGCGUGCGCGUCAGCGUCGUCUCCUCGGGCCCCCUUCAACCGAUCUAUCACUUUGGGGAGCGCAGCAUCUCUAUCCCCUCAUUUUCCCCCCGCCGCGCGCCAGUAGGCUCUCUCUUCGCUUCGGACUCUUAUAUGUGUGACAAGUGUGCCAAAAACUGUGCCUAGGAUACCCCCACAUGCUGUGUUGCCUAUUGCCGAACGACUGAUUAUCCACGGCCUUUACAACACUCCAAAACACCGCAACAACUACCUCGAAGCCUCUAUUUGGUAGGGACAGUUCCAAAUCUAAGGAGGCUCCCAAUUUGAGGACAAUAAUCGGCAGUACAAAUACAGACACUGAAUAUCCAGGACACGCGAUUGGUUGGCACUUGAUCAUGUCAUGCCUAUAGGAAGCUUCCUGCCUCUUCCGGUCAACCCCGACAGCACAUUCCCCUUUCCAGCCCUUAAUGAGUACAAGAAGGAAAGUGGCCCUGGAACUGAUCGCAACAUGAGCGGUCAUGGACUCAUGGCAGGCCAGGCCAUGUUUUCUCCCUUUGACACCGACGAUUUCCCCCCAGAGCCGCCCGCGCCAUCAGCCAUCCCGGUUGGGCACGUCGAUAUGGACCACACGGCCACCAUGCUAACAAAUGUCCCCAUUCAUCGCACCGACCUAUCGGAUGCCACCACCAAAUAUGCGGCCGAAAUCAAGAAGGAAUCAGACGUCAAAUUCGAGACGUUGCGGUCCUUCGAGCAGGACAGUCUGUUGGAGAUGGACUCGCAUAUGAGUGGGGAUCAUUCGAUCGGCUCGGAAGACCUUGGGGAGCUGCAUCGAUCCAACCUGAUGAGCUCUGAGUACAAUCCGCCGCUGCAAACGGGGAUGCACAACAGGAUAGAAGUGAGCGAGUGUGGGGAUAAUGGCGAUCUAUCGGGGCUGAAAACAAACGGCCACAGUGAGCACCAAAGCGCGCGAGCUCAUAGCGGAGGUGGCCCGAAGACCUGGACGCAAGACGACAUGGACAUGGCACUCGACGCGUUGAAGAACCACAACAUGAGCCUGACGAAGGCGUCAGCCACCUAUGGGAUCCCGUCAACGACUCUUUGGCAACGCGCCCACCGACUGGGGAUCGACACGCCCAAAAAGGAGGGCCCCACUAAGUCCUGGACGGAAGAGAACCUCAACAACGCCUUGGAGGCCCUGCGCACGGGCACCAUUUCGGCCAAUAAGGCCAGCAAAGCUUAUGGCAUCCCGAGCAGCACUCUGUACAAAAUAGCGAGACGAGAAGGUAUAAGACUGGCCGCGCCUUUCAACGCAGCACCCACCACGUGGACGCCCGAAGACUUGGAAAAGGCGCUGGAGUCCAUACGAACAGGUCAAACGUCCGUCCAAAAGGCUUCCACCGAGUUCGGGAUCCCAACGGGGACGUUGUAUGGGAGGUGCAAACGAGAGGGCAUCGAACUUUCCCGAUCCAAUCCUACUCCCUGGUCGGAGGACGCUAUGGGGGAGGCUCUGGAAGCAGUCAGAUUAGGCCACAUGUCCAUCAAUCAAGCAGCCAUCCACUACAACUUGCCUUAUUCGUCGCUAUAUGGUAGAUUUAAGCGGGGGAUUAAGUACGACUCAGACAACAUAGAGGGGUUGUUUGGGCAGAUCCAGCAGGAGAACGCGCAGCCCCAGCACAUGGACCUGCACAGUUUCGCCGGCUUAGAGUACAGCAAUGGGCAGCAAAUCCAAUACCAGAACCAGCCGAACAGCUGAGACCCGAUCACGGACUUUGGCUGCUUCUAGAAGAGACUUUCCGUUUAUGUUGCCGCAUUUAGUUUAGGGAGUUUAGAGGGUUUUUGAUGCGACCGGAACGAUCGAUUGUGAGGACACAUUCUGGCGUUUGAGUCAGACAGUGUGACGAAGACUCAAUCUUUGUCGGACACAAUAACUGACUAAUCCUGUACAGGGGCAAAACCUGACUAUCGAUUGUUCUGGUACCGCUCUGACUAGAGAAGUUAGGAAGUUGAGCUGAUAUUCAAAAUUGUGGGCGGAAAAGCUUGAACAAUCGAGAAUAGCCGUUCAAAAGACCGCUCAAUUGUUCGACAAGUUUGCGCUACAAAGCUUUAGGCUGUAACCAAGGACGUAAUUACAAAUUAGGGCUCCUCACGUUCAAACCAUAGGAAAUAAAAAAUCGACCCCCACGUUUAAGCUUAAUUUUUAUUAAAGAAAUGUUAACGAUUGUGGGACGUUUAUGUGACUAGUGUUAAGGGGGGCGAGUAUUUGACUAUUGAAUCGCUAUUAAAUUGUUAUCCAGACGAAAAAAUUCUGCGUGGUGUAUCUCAGCCACACUGGAAGUUCGGAGGCUUAAUAUCGCAUACAACCCCCAGUUUCUUCGUUUGAUAAUGGAUAGGAGAAAGUGCAAUAAGCUAAUAUUUCUAUAGGAGUGACGGAGCCAGUGUACAGAACUAUUAUUUAGCUUUUGGCUCAGAAACCACUUGGGUUGAGUUCACAACAUGAAGCUUUUAAGUUGCUACAUCGCGUAUACUUGAAAUGGAUCUAAAGCGAAAACAACUGUCUCCAAAAAGCUGAUUAUUUUUGAACAAUAAAUACAGAGAAUUAAAAUUAAA
Molecule: messenger RNA, 3040 nt
Organism: Dendroctonus ponderosae (mountain pine beetle)
Lineage: Eukaryota; Metazoa; Arthropoda; Insecta; Coleoptera; Curculionidae
Gene: psq
Exons: 11
Coding region: 834-2186 (450 amino acids)
Biological process (GO): regulation of transcription by RNA polymerase II
Cellular component (GO): nucleus
Molecular function (GO): DNA binding
Source: RefSeq, a predicted model, not a curated record